Molecule: messenger RNA, 1157 nt
Organism: Drosophila hydei
Lineage: Eukaryota; Metazoa; Arthropoda; Insecta; Diptera; Drosophilidae
Product: probable pseudouridine-5'-phosphatase
Exons: 2
Coding region: 376-1011 (211 amino acids)
Molecular function (GO): phosphatase activity
Source: RefSeq, a predicted model, not a curated record
UGUGGAUGUCAUGGAAUUUCAUCAAAAAUUUCAAAUAUCCUUUUCAAAUAUCCUCACUCCAAGUUCCCAUUUGUUUUCACAGCUUUUCAACCAAAAAUGUGCUUAACCAUUAUGUAGUUCUAAACCUUUUCAUAGCCAUCAUAAAUCGACUCAAAGAAUAAAAAGUUCUCGACACUAAAGUAAUAAAUGGCAAACUGACAAAAUAUCCCAGUUUUCCGAUUUAAAAUGAGACAAUAAAUUAAUCCAAUAAAUAAAUUCUAUGUCACAUUUUUUGGAAUAUGUUUUAGGCCAAGACAGCACGUAAAUAGCAGAAGUGGCAAAUGUCAUCGAGUGAGGCCAAAUGCUUUAAGCGAGUGACGCACUGCAUAUUUGACAAUGAUGGCACCAUCAUGGAAUGUGCUGACGCCCUAUGGCAAGAAAUACACGUUUGAAUUGAAAAAGCAGCAAAUGGGACUAUCGGCUGCUGUGGCUAGUGCGAAUAUGGUAAGGAUAUUGAACUUGCCCAUAACGCCGCAGGAGUAUUUGGCAAAGUUUCGUGCCGAGCUGCAUGCCUUGAUAACGGACGUCAAGUUGUUGCCCGGUGUUAAGGAUCUGCUGCUGCAUCUGUUCGAGCACCGUGUGCCAAUGGCAAUGGCAACUGCGACCUAUCGCGACACUUUCAACAUAAAGGCUCUACCGCACUGCCAACUGUUACCCGUCUUUCGCCACAUCGUCUGCGGAGAUGAUCCAGAGCUGAAGGCCUGCAAGCCGAGUCCGGAUAUCUUUCUGCUGGCAGCGGCGCGCUUCAAGCCAGCACCGUUGCCCGAAUGCUGUCUCGUAUUCGAGGACUCGGCGCAGGGCAAAGAUGCCGGCGUAGCAGCGGGCAUGCAGGUGGUACUGAUACCAGAUGCACGUCUGCCGAUCGCUGAUACAAAAGGUGCCACACUGGUGCUUAGAUCCAUGGCCGACUUCCAGCCUGAACUAUUCGGUCUGCCCGCCUUUGAUAAUGUCGAGAAGUUUACGUUCGGCUAGCGCUUGGCCCUUUUUUCUAAAUUUUUUAAGAAUUUUAUUUUAGCUCCCAAAAGCCUCUUAGUUUUAAUUUUAAACGAUAAAUUUUCGGUAAUUCUAAAUGCGAUUUCUUUUACUUAACCGAGAUAAUGUCUGUGACUCUUGCUAUC